This is a messenger RNA of Aphis gossypii (cotton aphid), 2680 nucleotides long. Its product is annotated as putative phosphatidate phosphatase. The coding region runs from base 1683 to 2399 and encodes 238 amino acids. The record is from RefSeq and is a predicted model, not a curated record. Gene Ontology annotation, molecular function: phosphatidate phosphatase activity. The transcript is spliced from 6 exons. Gene Ontology annotation, biological process: phospholipid dephosphorylation; phospholipid metabolic process; signal transduction. Lineage: Eukaryota; Metazoa; Arthropoda; Insecta; Hemiptera; Aphididae.
UAUAAAACAUAAUUAAUUAAAAUAAGUCACAAUUAUAAAUACAAUUAUGUAUAAUAUAAUUAUAGUACUGUUUAGAGUAAUUUAUAAUUGUUAAUAGUGAUUAAUAACGAUUAGCAAAAAUAUCAUCAGUAUCUGUCACCUGGUUUUUAUUAUUAUUAUGUUUAAUGGUUAAAUGCGAGGUAAACGUAAGCGACAUAAGCCUUGCAGAAUGAAUGCUGGAAUCUGUGGGACUCAUCCCUACACUUAUAAGUGGUGUAAAAUAUAGUCACCUAUCAGAUAUAUGUAUUAAACUAUUUAAAUUUGCGCUAUUACCUUCCUCUUGAUGAUUGGAGGGCUCCAGAGGUCGUGAUUCGAGAAUAUGAUUAUUGAUCAAGUACACCGUGAAAUAAUAUAUUGAUAACUUGAUAAGCAAAUUAUAAAAAAAAUACUCACAGCUAUAUUUGAUUCAUGCAAUAUUUGUAUUAAUGAGGUUAAAAAGUUUUUAACACUCGAAUCCAAAUAAAUACAACACUCAAUACUAAUAUAUUUUCGUUAAAAUGAAAAGUAGUAGAUGUCGCUCAUAGGAUCCGGUGUGGUUAUUUGGCUGGUGCACUGCCAGCCAGAGUGACAAGCAAGCCCAUCAAAGGCCUCUACGUUAAAAGAGAAUUUGGCUAUCUCCUUAGUGACAGACACCAGGGUUAACCUAACCCACAUGGGGCCAUCUCUUGUCUAUACGAAUAAAUCACACAAUAUUUUGUAAAAGACAAACUGUUGACAUAAAUGAUUAAAGUUUAAUUCCAAAACAAUGACUUACUGCAUCCCGAAACACUGUGUGUACUAUGGUAGGCAAAUUUAUCGGGAUAUCUAUAUUUUGUACGCUAUACAUUUGUAACUCUAUAGUCAUAAUAAUAUAAUAUACCAAUACCAAUGUUUAUGCUGCUAUAGACCUAUCAUUUGUACAAUUAUAAAAAACUACAAGUCUUUACUUAUUACAUAUAGGUACCUAUAAUGUUAAUGUUUAGAAUUUACCUCAACGAGUAAAGAGUAAAAAAUUAUAUUCGGUGUACCAGUGUCAUAAUAAUAAGUGUUGAGUUCUGAAUAUGUGUGAUACUGUGAUGGGUGUUUUGCAAUUUUACUAUUUAUAUAGACAUCCCCUUAUAAAUAACAUUUGACAUCUAUUCGUACCUAUUCCGUGUUUCAGUUAUUUUAUCAUCACUUUUUGAAAUAAUACAUGCGAACGCGACAUCCCGUUUUUAGCAGACUUUUUUAAACCAUAAUUUCAUUUUUAAUGUAAUUUUAUCAGUGUUUUAUUUUUAUUUAUAAAGCAUCAACAUAAUAUGAGUUAAGGUAAUUUUUAUAACGGGAAGUAUAGUAAAAUAUUUAAUGUGUGGUAAAAGAGAGUCAUGGUUAAUCGGUUAAUAUGGUAAUACAAUCAUGAAAUAGAUAUUUUAAUAUUUUUGUAUUAUUUUAAUAUUUAUUAGAACUAUUAGAUUAAAACCAACGUGUGCAUAGUAAUAAAAAAAAGAAGGGAUAGAGACAUAUUAAUUUAAUUUGAUUUAUCAGGGCCAUACUAAUAUGGAUUAUUAUAUUUAUAUAUAAAAAGGGGUUCAUUCGACAAAGUUUUUCAGUAAACACUACCUAUAUUAUGCAAUAGCCAUAAUCCCUAGACUAAUUAAAGUAUCUAAUAAUUAUCCAAUAAUAUUAUGGAUUUGUAUAAAGAUAUAGUUUUUGAAGUAUUGUUAGUUUUGCUGAUUGGGGUAUUGGUUAUGGUAACAUCAUCUCUUGAACCUAUUUCUAAAGGUUUUUUUUGUGAUGACGAGACAAUUAAAUAUCCAUAUAAAACAUCAACAGUUGGAAAAACAUUCUUAUGCUUGUUUUAUCUUCUACUACCAAAUGUUUCGAUAAGUUUGAAGUAUUACUGGACUAUGCAUAAAAAUAUAAAAAACCUGUAUGUAAAUAUAAUUUAUUUCUGGUUGGGUUCUGGAUUAGCCCAAAUAACAGUAAACCUGGGAAAAUAUUACUCUGGGCGUUUAAGACCUCACUUUUUUCAUGCGUGUAAGCCAAGUAUUGAAUGUACAUCACAAAAUCAAUACAUUACAGAAUACACAUGCACAAAUCCAGAAGUAUCUAUAUCAAAUGAUUCAAGAGCAUCAUUUCCAUCGGGGCAUGCAUGUUUAGCAUUCUAUUCAACAGUAUACACAAUUUUGUACCUACACAAUUAUAAAAAGAAUGUAGCAUGGGUUAUUAUUCAAUUUGCAAUAUUCACAUCUGCGUGGUAUACAGCUUUAACUAGAGUCACUGAUAAUAUGCAUCAUUCUACAGAUGUAAUAGCUGGUUCAAUUAUUGGUACAUCAUUUGCUAUUUUAAUGAUGUAUGAAGUGAAGAUACGGAUAUCUCUAGAAAACAUAAAUGCAGUCUAAUAUGAAAAUAAUUCAAUAUAAUUUUUUUUCAUUAUCAUAUGUUUACAGCACCAAUGUUAAAUAUUAUUAUUAUGCACUCUGUCAUUGUCAAGUUGAGCUAGUUGUUUAAGAAAUCCAUUGUUAGGUCUUAUAUCUCUUGCUUUUUUUACUUUUUCCACUGCUUCUUUAGCUCUUAAUCCUUUCUUUAUCAUUAAAUAAGCAAUUGUAAUUGUUGCAGAUCUUGAAAUACCCAUUAUGCAAUGAACCAAAACCUUACCUACAAAUAUAGAGUAAAUAAUAUA